This is a messenger RNA of Stomoxys calcitrans (stable fly), 1555 nucleotides long. RefSeq lists its product as uncharacterized. The transcript has 3 exons. The record is from RefSeq and is a predicted model, not a curated record. Bases 428 to 1060 code for a protein of 210 amino acids. Lineage: Eukaryota; Metazoa; Arthropoda; Insecta; Diptera; Muscidae.
AAUCUUGAACUUGACAGUUGACAGUAGAACGUACCGGUGUGCGCGUAGUAUAUUUCGCAACUUGGACCGGCGUUUGCAAAAAAGGCAGAACAUAAAAUUGCCACACACACACACACACAAACUGUGAUACAAGACAAGAUAUAAACAAAUUUCGCCGAGUGCAUAGAGAUUUCGGUUGGUGUUGUAAAAAUUUUGAUUUUCGUUUACAUCGUCUAAAAAUAUUUCUUUGCCUACACAAUUGAGGAAUAGAGCCAUAAAAAACAAAAGUUAACAAAUAUUUUGUGUCUUUCAAUAAACGUGGGCCUUUAAGUGUUUUAGACGGAACUGAGACAAACAAUUGCUCGAGUGAUUUUUUUUUUUGAAAAGUCAAGAAACUCUGCGGAAGUUGUCAAACAAAUAGCAUAGCAACAAACGGAAGCCAGAAACAAUGACGUCGCCAAAGCCUCGCAGCCAUUGCUGGCCAUUCAUAAUUUUAGUUAUAAGCGUUUUGUUGCAUGGCACACAUGGCCAGUCGUACCACAUUUUAAUCGGUCAUCAUCCACGAAAUUUUGAUCAGCUGUACCGCGACCCACCACCCAAUAAUCGGCAAUACGUAAGCGAAAAUAAUUUAACGGACUCGAGCUUAGAUUUGGAAGGCGACAACGAUAAUAAUACAACAUUAAUUCUAGUUCAAAAUUCAGUGCGUGAAUCCCCCAACGAAUUAUCACAAACCGCCAUGGACAUCAUCACCAUUGUUUGGUAUGUGGCAACAUUCCUGGCCUUGGCCGCCUUCUUCUUGCUGAUGGCCUGUUCCGAUCGACGCUGCGCCGAUGCCUCGCAACGCAGCAGACCAGCGAAUACGAGCGAAACUCCCAUCCCUCCCCCGACGCCCUCGCCCUCCUACAGUGAGUUUGCUCCGCCCAGCUAUGACACUGUGAUGAAGCUGCAACAUGCCAACAAGCCAAGCAUAUUUGUCAUUCCCUUCCCCAACGAGCAAUCGCCCCCCAAGGACAACCACACCCCAAACACCGCCAAUUACAAUGUCUACACCAUUGACGAGCUGCAAAAAUUGGGCAGUUAGCUGCAUAUCACCCCUUGAAAAGGCAUCUAGUCCGACUGGACAAGCCCAUGUCGGAAGUAUUGUUGGAUUCGUCUCAUACAAAUCUGUGAUAUUAGAGCAUUUCCUCGGUCCUGGAGUAGAGGGUUGCCAUUAUUUGAUAAAUGUAUAGUUUUAGCAUGUAAUGAUUAUUUAAUACAUCUAUGACAUGUAUGUUAUGUACCUGCCAGGUACAGUUAGUAUAUGUAGAUCUGUGCGUACUCUCUUUACGAGGUAUAACUUAUUGUGAUAAGACUGAUGUUAGCGCGUAUCUGGCAAAUUGUGCCGCAGUAGAAGUAGACAUAAGAGUGGCUACGGCUUGAGUUGAUGGAUAAAAAGUAGUUUAACCACAAAGUCGUAGUGUUAGCCAGCCGCAGUGCCUCUAUUUUAGUAUUUUAUUGAUAAAAUCUAUGUGAUAAGAUGUGUGUACGUAUUCCAUUAUUAAUUGUUAGCAAAUAAAGGAGAUGUACAGUAAAAAUA